Messenger RNA from Boleophthalmus pectinirostris (great blue-spotted mudskipper), 2849 nucleotides. RefSeq lists its product as uncharacterized. The record is from RefSeq and is a predicted model, not a curated record. The transcript is spliced from 2 exons. Lineage: Eukaryota; Metazoa; Chordata; Actinopteri; Gobiiformes; Gobiidae. The coding region runs from base 1135 to 2436 and encodes 433 amino acids.
CUGAGGCUCGGCUGGAAACACGCGCGAAGAAAGGUUCCGGUGAUAUGUAAAGUUCCGCCUGUGUGUGUGUUUGUGUGUGUGUCUGUGUGUUUGUGUGUUUGUGUGUGUGUGUGUUUGGUGUGUGUGUGUGUGUGUUUGUGUGUAUGUGUGUGUGUGUCUGUGUGUGUGUGUUGUGUGCUUCCUGCUUCUGAAGAGUGCGGACGCUAUCCUUGCUUGCUCCUGCUGUUUUCGCUUUUUAAUCAGUUUACCUCCUCAAACAACGGAUAAUGUGUCUAUUUUUGAUUUCCUUUUAAGCAAAUUAAUACUUUUAAACAUUUUUACAUUUUUUAACAAAUCAUCUGAUGAGCCAGCAACAUGUCGGGGAGAAGAAACCAAGGGAAUUCUAUCUGUGAGCGCUGUCGGAACUAUCAACAAGACAUUUAUGAGCUACAAGCACAGAUAUUUGCUUUAGAAACUGAAAAAGGACUUCAUCAGACGCUACCAGUGACGUCCAGUGGUGAGAAACCUACAGUUACUUCUAGAGAAGAGGGUGAAAAUUCUUUCAACUUAAACCUGAGUGAUACUGUGUCUUUUCCAAAACUUGGUACAGACCAAAAUGCUAAGCCAGCGCAGCGAGUGAUAAAAGACAAUGCUAAUAUCGUUAUAUCACCCACAAUAAAGCUAACAAACAGAUUUUCACCACUGUCACAGACUGAUGUUAACGUACAAAGGGAUAAUGUACUGUCAUCACAAAACAAGAACAAUAAAGUUGCCAAAAGAGUGCAGGCAGACGGGGAAUCUGUGCCAAACGUCAAGGUCAGAGAUACGUUGCUGCUAGGAGACGGGGCAUCAGUGGUGUGAGUCACAGAAGAAUCCUAACAUGCUGCUACCCGACCUACACUGUUUCUGAGAUAACAAAACUCCUGCCAAAAGUUUUGUCAACACACCAAGGGGUCAAACAGCUGAUUGUGCAUGUGGGUGCAGUGGACAUCAGAAUGGAACAGAGUGAAGUCUUGAAAAGGGAUUUCACUAAAUUAUUCGAGGAGCUUAAUAAAGUGGAGGUUAAGACAUUUAUCAGUGGACCUGUUCCCAACAUAGACCUAAGGAACAGGAACAAAUUUACCCGACUGUUUCAGCUGAACACGUGGCUGCUGAAUGUGUGCGCGGCCAGAGGAUUGCACUACAUUGAGAACUUUGAUCUUUUUUGGAAACGGAAGGACCUGUUUCGAGGGAAAUGGCCCACACCUAAGCAGAGGUGGAGUGAGAGUGUUGACGGAAAACCUCCUCCACGCUCUGAGGCACCGGCCUGGACAGGGUCCUGUGCAUCCAGUGAGAGAAAAGAGAAAUGGGAGAAGCAUCCCUGCUGCACCUAACAGAGAACCAGCCAACAAGUCAGCACCAUUGACAGCACCACCACUGCCACAACCACAACCACUUCCCCCUCCCCCAGACAACAACUCAGCAGCAUCAUCACCUCCCCCUCCCCCAGAGAACAAGUCAGAACCACCUCCCCCUCCCCCAGAGAACAAGUCAGCAGAACCACCUCCCCCUCCCCCAGAGAACAAGUCAGCAUCACCACCUUCCCCUCCCCCAGAGAAUAAGUCAGCAGCACCACCUCCCCCUCCCCCAGCGCCACCAGCACACCCAUCACCUCCGCUGCCCACAGACCAGCCUGGAGUCCCCUUUGCUACAUCUACUCCAUCAACGGACUCUUCACUCUCCUUCUCCUCCCCACCUUCACCCAUGGCACUGCCCAACCAUCUAGAAAGCCUCAUCAGAUCGGGAAUCAAGAUGGUUCCUCUCACACCUAACAUAGCACGGUCAAGGGUUAUGUUGAACUCUCCCCCAUACAAAACUGUGCCUGUUUCACCACCAGAGACUCUCUCAGCUCUCCCCUCUAAUUUUUCACCCAAACCUCCCCCUACUCCACCUCCUCGGUCCUUACCAGGCCCCUCACCCAAACCUCCCCGUAUUCCACCUCCUCGGCCACCUCCUCGGCCCUCACCUGGUCCCUCACCUGGUCACUUACCCAAACUCUCCCCUGCUCGCCCUCCCCCGCCUUUCCCCAGAGCUGUUAUCACCAAGAGCUGGACGCACAGGGCCUCUGCUGUCCCAGGACAUACAGUCAUGAUAAAGGUAAUAUCAGGCUGGGGCCCUGCGAUGGAGCUUUUAUCUCCAGUUACAACACGUAGACAGAUUAAAAGAAGGACAGUUAGACUGUCUAAUCAGAGAAAUUUAGUUCACGUUCCCUGUAAGAAGAUAACAUCCAGUCCUACUGAAACUAAUCAGAAACUUGCUGUGCUCAAUGUCAGAUCUUUAUGUAACAAAUCAUUUCUAAUUCAUGAUUUUAUUUCUUCUUUUAAUCUUGACUUUAUGUUUUUAACUGAAACAUGGCUUGACAAAAAACACAGGUCAUGCAGUGCUAGUGGAAUCAACCCCUCCCAACUUCAAAUUUGAAUCUGAAACACGAGCAAAUAAAAAGGGUGGAGGAGUGUGUGCAUUUUUUAGAGAUCAUUUGGUUACACACAGGUUGUCAUUUGGGGUGUUUUCAUCAUUUGAGUAUGUUUCCUUCAAAAUGGAGCUAAAACAAUCACCGUCCAGACUCUACAUCGUCAUAUACAAACCUCCUCAGCACUGUCAAAGUUUUAUUGAUGAUUUUACUGAGAUGCUUUCAGUUGUUUGCACAGACUUUGAUGGUUUAGUCAUUACAGGUGAUUUUAAUGUACAUGUGGAUAAUGUGUGUGACAAAAAUGCCAAAGAGCUUAGUGUUGUCCUUGAAACUUUUGGUCUGACUCAGCAUGUCAGUGAGCCCACUCACAACAGAGGACACACUCUGGACCUGCUCAUUACAAAGGGUGUAAAUAUUUCAA